UUUUUUUUCCUAAAAUUUGGAAUUAGUUAAUCGAAUAUUAACUUAUGAAAUUAUACUUUUAUACCAUUCUACACUUGGUUGUAUUCCGGACUCAGCUUGAGUUUCCUGUGCAUUAGAAUGCUGAUCCUUCGCUUCUUUGAUGGUUAUGUUUGGUUUUGCAGCGAUUUUGUAUCUCAACGAGGAAAAUAGGAGAUGCUUAGAGAUGGAUACUCAAACACCGUUGUAUUUUUUUUAUCUCUCUUAAUAAACAUAACGUAAAAGAAUGGCGACAUAACGUAAAAGAAUGGCGACAAUGCGAUGGAAUUGAUAUGCAACUAAUGAAAACAGAGGAGCUUUUCAAGGAUAAGAAGUUUCAGCAAUGGAAAGGAGAAAAUCACAUCUCAAACAGAAGCUUCUCCUCCCCGACAAGUACACAAAGAACAAGCUAGAGAUUGAGAGAAGGGAAGAGAAAGCUUCAAAGGGCUUAUCUAUGUGGCUGACUCCUGGCAUGAGGACUCAGGUAGACACUGGUCUAGGCCUCGGUUUAAUUUCGAGCUCGAUGGUUAAUGGAAGAAGAAAUAUCAUUUCCUCUUGUGGCUUUACCUCUAACUCUGUGGCACAGCCACUACCAUUUCUUGAGAACACAAGGAUUACGGAAGAAAAUAAGGUGUUGAACUCCUGUGUUACAUCGCCGUUUUGUUGGUGCAUUGCAACAGCUCGGUGGUCAUGGAGGUAAAGACAAAUGAUCUUGAGUUUAGUUACUUAAUACAGAACUAGAACUAGAACUUGACCCCGCGUCUAUUUUAGUUUUUAUAAAUAAAUAUUUCUUUUUCAUGAUUAAUGAUAAAUAUUUUUUACAAUAUUGCUAAUUAUAUAUUAUUAUGUUUUAAAAUAAGAUUUAUAUAGUGUGAAUGCACUAAUUGAAUUGAUUGUUUCAAACUAUCAUUUGCAAUGCGUUUUCUUCGUAAUAUAUACUAGAUGAUAACUAGCGCGCAUGCGCGGGCUGAGUUUUUAUAAUAAUGUUUGUUUAUGAAAUGAUUUUAACAUUUUGCAACACUACAAUCUUUAUCGAUAAUAAAAUGAUGAAUACAAAUGUUGGUCUCUUAAAUAUAUCAUCGUUGUUGAAGAGUUAACGUAUUACAUCUCAUUUUAAUUAUUUUUAAGACUUCAUAUUCACAAAAGAAAAUUAAGUUUUGCGGCUGACACAAAUCACUAAAACCAAAUAGACAACAUCGAUUGUAUAAUGACGAAAGAGGAUUAGGUUUUCUGCUCUCGAUUUGUUUACUAUUGACUCUCCAUAAGUGAUUUCAUUUUCUACCUCUACAGAAUUGUACUUUCGCUAUCGUCGUUGUUUCAUUGAUAUGAGUUAAGUUUCUUUUUUAACUUCUUUUAUGAAUUCAGUUAA
Brassica napus (rape) is the source of this 1384-nucleotide messenger RNA. RefSeq lists its product as uncharacterized. The transcript has 2 exons. The coding region runs from base 359 to 715 and encodes 118 amino acids. NCBI's taxonomy places the organism in Eukaryota, Viridiplantae, Streptophyta, Magnoliopsida, Brassicales, Brassicaceae. The record is from RefSeq and is a predicted model, not a curated record.